AUGGUCUCGGUGCUGGUGAACACCACCCAGGGGCAGUUUGUCUCUGAGCAGGAGCUGGUGGAGGUGACCAGCAAGCUCAAUCUGGAGUACUGGCUCGAGAAGAACUUUCUCCUCUCCGCCUGUCUGCCUGCGUUUGGCUGCAAGUCAGUGCUCAAGUUGGCCGCCGCCGACGAGGGCCUCCAGACGGCCGCCUACCAGUUUGGGCAGAACCUGGGUUACUUCCUCAAGGCGCACCAGGAGAUCAACUGGUACCUGAAUCCGCGAGCCAACAGCCGCGACUACCUGGACUUUUGCGCCCUGCCCGUGGUGAUGCACUCGGUAGAGACGGGCGAACCGCUGGAGCACCUGGCGCUCACCGGCGGUGAACAGCAAGGUCCAAAGCUGCCGAAGUACGACUACUCGGCGCUGCACCAGCUCGUCCGCUCAGGGCCUGGUCUGGUGAAGUCGAAGACCGUCCUGGAGAUGUUUCGCGCUAAUGCCUUCACCAACCUAAAUCACUUUCCCGACUCUGCGGCGAGGGACUGUCUGAAGAAGCUGCUCAGUGCGAUCAACAUCUGA
Molecule: messenger RNA, 558 nt
Organism: Rhagoletis zephyria (snowberry fruit fly)
Lineage: Eukaryota; Metazoa; Arthropoda; Insecta; Diptera; Tephritidae
Source: RefSeq, a predicted model, not a curated record